CGUUUGCGUGCAGUUCAGCAGAAGUGGGCAAUGCCACGGCCAGUGCGUGUUGCGCGGUCGCAUGUGGAGGUUGUGUUGUUGCCCCACGUCCCGGGUUCGAAUACGAAUGCCUGUGAAAUAAAUAUAAAUAUUUAAUUGUGUAAAUCAAUAUGGUCUGUAAAGUUGCACCCAGUGAUGGUACUCCCACACAUAAAACCGUCGGCAACGAGAGCCAGGAUCAAGCGCAGGGCGUGGCCGAUUAUGAGACUGCUUUGGAUUCAGCUGGAUAUGGUCGCUUCAGCCGGAGCGUAUUGGGUGCGUGCGCAUGCGCGUUCUUCACGACGGGCGUGCAGAACUGCGUGAUGUCUUACGUACUGCCGGCCGCCAAAUGCGAGUUGCGCCUAACUACAUACCAGGCAGGACUUGUCAACAUGGCGUUUAUGUGCGGUGGCGUUGCCAGUGCUUUUUUCUGGGGAAUAGUUGCGGAUGUCUUCGGCAGACGGACUAUCCUCAGCGCUACUCUCCUCAUCGACUCUGUCAUACUGUUGGCUCAGAGCACCGUGUCUGACUACCGUAUACUGCUCGCAGCGAGAACUGUUAAUGGUUUCUUAAUUGGUGGUCCUUCAACGAUCGUGUUUACGUACUUAUCAGACCUGGUGGGUGUGAAGCGUCGCCAACUGUACCUAAACAUAACCGGCAUGAGCUUCGUGGCCGCCUGGCUCAUACUACCUGCCGUAGCAUGGUUGGUGAUACCAUUCAAGUUGGAGAGCCACUCCCAGCUGCCUAUACAUUCCUGGCGGCUCUACCUGGCACUGGGCAGUAUUCCGGGCUUCUUGGCUGGCAUGUGGGUGUUGCUGCUACCGGAGAGUCCUCGACUGCUCUGUGAUACCAACAGGAGUGAGAUGGCGCUGAAGUUAUUGGCUAAAAUACAUAGAUGCAAUAUGGGAUUUGCUGGAGAAUUUAAGGUAAAGAAGUUGAUAACCGAUAAUUUAUUCGUGGCAAAGACUGUUAAUGGAGAAGAGAACAGAACGAAGCUCUUGUUCAUUGGGGUAUUGAAGGACUUGAAGAUAUUUGUGUCUAAGGCAUACGCUUUGAAAUCAACCCUGAUUCUUUUCGUUUUCUUCGCAAAUAUGGCUGCCGGUUUCGGUCUGAAUCUCUGGAUCCCUGAACUACUGCUUCGCAUGCAAGGCAAGGAAUGCGCAUUUGCUCGUAGCAUACCUGAAACCGCAAAGCUAUUCAAUGCCAGCAACGUCGCUUGGAAGGACUUGUCCAAAGUUCAUGACCACAAUUCAGAAAUAGACAGGUUCAAUGGAACACUUUUCAACGCGUAUGAGGGAGUAGGAAGUAGUGUUAGGUGUGAUGAGAACAUUGAUAGCGCUGUGUUUACGUCUGGUCUAAUAGUGGGUGUGUGCUGUGUGCUCGGAAAUGCUGCGUGCGCAGUACUGAGUGGGCGCGGGGGAGCGCGCGGAGUACAGCGGGCAGCCGCGGCGUGCACGCUGGCAUGCGCCCUGGCUUGCGCGUGUCUUGCGGCUUGCGCUUGCUCCUGCGCGACCUCCAGUAAGUUGGCGGUUGCAGCGGCUGCAGCGCUGAACGCCGCCUCGCUGAAUGGCAAUGUAUUGCUGAUUAGACUACUCCUGCACGCACUGCCAGCCAAAUUGAGUGGGCUGGGUGUGUGCUGGGGCGCGUGGUGGGGCCGCGCUGGUGGCGUAGUAUCCAACUUGGCGGUAGGAGUCCUGUUGGACUACUCCUGCCCCGCGCCCUUCAUCUCUGUAGCCGGCUUAUUAACAAUUUCAAUUGGUGCGAUCAUGAUGAUAAAACUAGAUGAACACAAUAACAACGAAUCAGUAGAAGAUAAGACUGAACAAGAAAGUGAGAAGUACACAGGACUAGACAGAUACAUCUCCACUCAUAUGUAAUGGAAGAUAAAUAGAGACUACAAGCGGAGAUUUAUUGU
Molecule: messenger RNA, 1933 nt
Organism: Papilio machaon (common yellow swallowtail)
Lineage: Eukaryota; Metazoa; Arthropoda; Insecta; Lepidoptera; Papilionidae
Product: synaptic vesicle glycoprotein 2B
Exons: 11
Coding region: 150-1895 (581 amino acids)
Biological process (GO): transmembrane transport
Molecular function (GO): transmembrane transporter activity
Source: RefSeq, a predicted model, not a curated record